CUUGUAAAAUAAAUGUGCUUGUAUUUUGUAAACAAAAGAUUAAAUUUCAAAUGAUGUAAUAAAUUCAAAAUUCACAUAUUUAUUUAUUACAACAAUAAAUGCAUUAUGAAUUCACUUAAAAUAAUUUUACGUCGAAGAAACAGUUGUGUUUUGCAAUGCCGCACAGCCACUACAAAGAAAAAAAUCCAUGAUCCAAAGGAGGAGGAAGAUCUACCAAUCUUUCAGUUUCCUGUUAGUAAGAGUUCAGACAGAAGAGUAUAUGUGUGGGGUUUAGCAGAAACUGGAGCAUUAGGAGUCCAUGUGUCCCAUGGGAGAGGCAGAACAAAGAAAUCAAACAGUAAUUUUCAAUUUGCCUGGCAUCCUUUGAGGUCUACCUUUUGUGAAAAGUUUGAUGUUACAAAAAUAGCAUGUGGUUAUGGUUUCACAGUAGCUGCAGUUAAAACUAAUGAGCAGCACAAAGUGUUUGGAACUGGUAUCAAUACUGACUCCCAGAUUGGUUACCAUGCUCCUAGAAUGGGACACCCAUUGGAGACACUUCUUAGUCCAGCACCAAUCUAUAUACCAUAUAGAUCUCUGGAAACUAAGAUAACAGGCCUGGCCGCUGGCCGAGCUCACACAUUGAUACUCACAGAUAAUGAAGGUGUGUAUACAAUAGGCAACAAUGCAUAUGGACAAUGUGGGCGGAAGAUCAACCCAAAAGAGGAGUACAGAGGCAGCAUGGUGUCUCACAACAUCAAAACAUUAGGCAGGGAAAGUAUCAUAGAUGUCUGUGCUGGACAGGAUCAUAGUCUCUUCAUAACCGAGUCAGGCAAAGUUUACGCUUGUGGAUGGGGCGCGGACGGUCAGACGGGUCUGGGCAAGUUUGACAGCCAGGGCCCACCUGCCCCAGUAACCGGGGAUAUAACCAGUGAAAAGAUUGUGAAAGUCGCUUCCACUGCCGACUGUGUGCUUGCUUUGAAUGAUAGAGGAGAGCUUUUUGGCUGGGGAAAUUCUGAAUAUGGUCAGAUACCAAUGGCAAGGAACCAGCAACAGGUGAAUUCAGCCUAUGCUCUUGUGAAUUUCACAAAAGGUUUGGGCAAGAUUGAGGAUAUAGCAACAGGAGGCUCCUACUGUCUUGUUUGUAAUGAUAGUGGUGAUGUCUUUGUGUGGGGAUUUGGUUUGCUUGGACUAGGUCCAAAUGUAAACCAUACACCAAAACCAAAACAAAUACCACCACCUUUGUUUGGAAGAAAUGAAUUUAAUCCUGAAUGUAUGGUGAAAAACGUAGCCUGUGGUAUUGGACAUUUAGCUGCUAUAACAGAUAAUGGUGACCUGUAUUUGUGGGGCAGAAACCGGCAUGGUUGUUUAGGGCUAGGUCACAAUAAAGAUCAGCAUUUCCCCUUAAAAGUUAGUAUAGGAGCUCAUGUUCUGGAAGUUAAUUGUAGUGUUGAUCAUACAGUUGCAUUGUGCAAACCAUUUGUGUAAUAUUUUGCCAAAUAAUGUGAAAACUCACUUUCUAAUUUGCCUGUGAUAGUCAUUUUUUGAAAUUUAAUUACUGUUAACUGUUCGACUAUAUUUUAGUUUGGCUGAUUGUAUAAAGAAUGUUAUAAUAUUUCUAAAUAAGGUAAAUUAAAAAUGUUUUUCUAUGAAA
This is a messenger RNA of Leptidea sinapis, 1630 nucleotides long. RefSeq names its product RCC1-like G exchanging factor-like protein. The record is from RefSeq and is a predicted model, not a curated record. NCBI's taxonomy places the organism in Eukaryota, Metazoa, Arthropoda, Insecta, Lepidoptera, Pieridae. The coding region runs from base 106 to 1464 and encodes 452 amino acids. The transcript has 7 exons.